GUUGAUAUAAGAAGUCUGUCUUAUGAAUCAUUAUUUUAUUAUUAUGUAACAAGUUGUGAAGAAUAUUGGUUUAACAAAAAUAUUAACAAAAGUUUAUCAAUUAACGUUGAUAUAAGAAGUCUGUCUUUUUGUGUAAUAUAGAUAUUACGAGUACAUACAAAAAAUGAAAUCUUCUUCUCAUUCAGCUAUAUAUAUGCUGAUUUUUCUGGGUAGUGUAUAUAGAAAUCAAACUCAAGAAGUUCGAGAAUCAAGAAAUGUGAUCCCAAACAAUGGCCAUAUUGGACAUGAAAACGAAAUUAAAUCCAGCCGGUAUAGAAAUGAGAUUAAUCUACUGGGAAUGAAAGCGGAAACAAAAUGGAACAUGGAUAAGCUAGAACGGCAUCAGGACUAUAAUGGAGGAUAUUAUUCUGAUCUCAGAGAAGUGACAGCAAACGAUAUCGGGAACAUACCAUAUAAAGUAUUCAAUACUGGACGAUCACGGAACUUGGUUAAUCAAAAUGGCGGGGAUCUAAAGGUAGACAUAAGAAUAGGAGAUGAUUGGGGGCCAUGUGUUAUCCGUAAAUUCUGUCUAUGCAAAGGAACGUAUGUAUAUUGUUUGGAUGGUGGUCGCCAGUUGUCAUAUAUUCCCGAAUUACCCCCCGGUACUACCGCAUUUUUCUUUUUGAACAAUUAUCUUCCACUUAUCGACGAGUUUACAUUUUCUAAUUUAACCAGUUUAAUCUUAAAGGAAUUGGUCAUUUCUAACAAUUCCUUGCAACGGUGUCAACCAUAUAUGUUUAGACAUUCGAAUUCCAUUCAGAUUUUUUAUAUUGCCAAUGAACGUAAUAUUUCAUCAGAAGAAUUUAGAAAAUGUUUCUUGGGAGUUGCAGAUACAUCGAUCAAGGAAAUAAAGAUUACCAUGGUUUCACUAUCCAUUUUCCCAUCGAAUAUAUUUUCAGGUUUAAUAAAUAGCUCGGUUGAAACACUUAAACUGUACGGAACAACACUGAGGACAUAUGAUCCGAAGACAUUCCAACUCAUUCCAAAACUUCGCUAUCUUGAAUUGGAGCUCAGCAGUCUCACUGAUGUACAUGUAUGGUAUUCCAAUAUCCUUAAUAGGCUCAGUUUCAGCAAGAACAAAUUAAUGUCAUUUCCUAAUUUAUGUGUAAAUGGUAGAGCGAUGUAUCCUAAUUUAUUAGUGUUAGAUCUCAGUUCAAAUCUUGUGGAGAUAUUGAAAUCAUCCAUGAUAAGCUGUAUGAAACAACUAAAGCAAUUUUCAAUUGAUUCCAACCCGAUAGACAGAGUUAGAACUAAUACUUUUAGCGAUUUGCCAUUUCUACAAGAACUUCAUAUCUCCCACAUAAAGAAUGAAUUGUUUGUUAUAGAACCCAUGGCAUUUAACAGUUCUUCCCUUUCGGUACUUUAUUUUGAAAGUCAGGCCCUUGAUUGGGUAGCGGUUGAUCUAAAACUGUUUUCAUUUUGUCCAAAUCUAAAGACUUUAUUUGUUCAAGGCAAUAGUUUUGCUUUUUUUACCGAAGAUGAUUUUGAUACACUUCUGGGUCCUUUGAAAAAUCUCAGAAUGCUAAUUCUUGAAAAUACUGGGAUAGCAUUUCUUCCACGCGUUAUAUCGAGUCAAUUGACAAAAUUGGAAUUAUUAAAUGUUGCUAAGAAUAGAAUAAUCAGCUGGCCAGAAAAUUACUUUAAAUCUUUAACGAGCUUAAAGACACUUACUUUAGCAAUCAAUCGCAUAUCGGUAGUUACUCAAGCCUCUUUCCCAGAAACUCUAAUUGAACGUCUGAAUAGUAUAGAUCUUUCAGCGAACCCAUUUGUUUGUUCCUGUGACUUACAGUGGUUCAUAAGUAUGGUGGAAUUUUAUGACAAAACAAUCCAUAAAUUCGAGUAUUAUCCGGUGGAUUAUUUAUGCAAAUGGCCCAGUAGGUGGCAGGGGAAACAGAUAGCCAUAUCGUACGUCACUGGGAAAUAUUGUUUUCUUACAUCACAGGUCGGGUUCGGUUUGAUAGCGGCCACAUCGAGUUUAGUUUUGUUUGUUAUGUUUGGAGCUGUUGUGUACCGUUAUAGAUGGAAUAUCAGAUAUGUUGGAUAUAUGCUACAGUUUCAGCGGCGUCGUUUCCAGCGAAUUAAUGACAAGGGAGAUAACUAUCAUUUUGACCUGUUCUUAAGUUGUAGCGAAGAUGACCUCGAUUUUAUUCUUGCUGAAAUUAUUCCAAAAUUAGAAAAUGAGAUGGGUCUUAAUCUUUUUAUUCCACAACGAGACGGAAUCGGAAAUAAAAUGGACGGAAUUGUGAAUAAUAUGGAUGCCAGUAAAAAAGCCAUUUUGUUUAUCUCCAAUUCAUACGUUCAAGAUCAUUUCUGUGAAUUUGAGGCUAGUUUAGCGUAUGAGAGAUAUUUAUACGAAAAAACUAAUUUUAUGAUAGUUAUUCUGCUUCAGGAACCUGAUGCUAUAAACGUUACUAAAACUAUUUAUAGAAUAAUUAAAGCGGAUGAAUAUAUAUUGUGGUGUGAAGAGGAAGAACACAAGCGAUUAUUUUGGUUGAAACUGACCGAAACUGUAGUUAACAGAGAUGACCUACGCGCAUAGAUGCAGGCGCAGCGCUUAGGGGGGGGGGGUCAAAGAGACCAGAUACCCAUCGCCUGCGCAGGGUCAAUCAAGAGGUUCCUGGGCCCGAAAUAGUCGAAAAUAACAUCUACAGCGUUCCAUUAUUCAAAUUGUCAUGGUUAGCCCCCCCCCCCUCACGCCCCACUUUCUCCCACUAGGCGAAAAUAAAUACAAAUUAAUUAUUAAUAAAAACAAAGCCACAAACUUGGAACGAUACAAUUAAAAUCAUAUUAAAUAAAAUUAAACAAGCUUUAUUGUCAAGUUAACAUUAUUUUUGAAAAUUAUAAAAUUAAGUGACUAGUUUUAUUGAUGUAUUUUGUAUUAGUCACGUUCACUGUAACAAUCUCAAUCUAAAAAAGUAUUCCGUUAAUUUUGUUAAUUUUAAAAUACAUGUAUGACGAAUAUUAUUUUGGAAAUUAAAGAAUUAUACAGUGUGACUUCCGAUGAAGUUAUUCAGACUAACAUCUCGACAAUACCCAUGAUGUUAUUUUUGAGAGAUAUUAAGCAUGACAGCAUUUUAUUUUAUGAUCAGUAGUGGAAUACCGCAUUUUAUCAGUGAAAUAAAAGUGUUAUUCGACUGGCUAGUUGUUUUUACCUAAAAUGAUUGUAAAAUCAUAAAAUAAAUAGAACAUUUGUCGUUUUGUCGUGAAUAACAUAUUUUAUUUCAUCGCUAAGCAAGAAAACGUUUAUAUUUUCACUCAUGCUACGCAUUCGUGAAAAUAUAAGUUUUCUUGCUUCUCGAUGAAAUAAAAUAUGUUAUUCACUCUAAAAUGACAAAUAUCCUCUAUAUAUUUGAUUUAUUUUUUAUUUCAGUGUUCAGUAUAUUGUAUUUAAUACUUGUUUUUCUCUUGUGCUUCUUGUAUAUUAUGCUUUAGUUAUACUUGAAGAUGCAUUAUGUAAGAACUAAAUCUGCCCAUUGCAGGUCUUUUUUUCUGGCUGUGCAUCUUGUAUAAAAUAUUAUUUAGACACCAAUGCACAUGACAAAUCAGUUCUCUUAGACCAUCGGGCGAAAGGGAUUUAAAUGGAUUUGAACAUUCGUGAGGUUAAAAAAUUUAACGAAACUGACCAAGUCUCGAUUGUCAAGUACCGUUGCUACGAUAAUAAACGAUCUACGCUAUACAUGUUCAAACAGUCAUAACUUCGCCCAGGAUAAAGUAAUUUGAAUGAAAUUUGCAGUGUAGUCAUUUUGCAUUAUCUAUUUUUAAUCUAUCAUAGCAAGAACAACCAACUCAUUAUCUGAAUCUUACAUAAUGCAUCUUUACGUUAAAAUUAAAUAGUGAUUAUCAUUUAAUAUUGUGCUUCUAUUUAUAAUAUAUAUAGUACAUGAUUAAACUAUAUCUAAACACAAGGAA
Molecule: messenger RNA, 3948 nt
Organism: Patella vulgata (common limpet)
Lineage: Eukaryota; Metazoa; Mollusca; Gastropoda; Patellidae
Product: toll-like receptor 7
Exons: 1
Coding region: 164-2578 (804 amino acids)
Biological process (GO): immune response; toll-like receptor signaling pathway; inflammatory response
Cellular component (GO): membrane
Molecular function (GO): transmembrane signaling receptor activity
Source: RefSeq, a predicted model, not a curated record